UUAUUCUUGAUUAUUCUUGAUUAUCCUCGAUUGAUAUUUUUUUAAUAAUUAGAUAUUCUUGUUUUAUAAAUUUUAUAUGUUGUAAAUUAUUCAUGUCACAUUGUAAUCAGAUUGUAAGUGUAACUUACUGAUUUAAGUAAAUAUCUUGUACCUGCUCUUAAACAUGAUCUCUCUCUCUCUUCCAGAUCAAUAUUAUGAGAUUAGGGUCAGUUUGAGACUGCCAGGGGGUCUCCAGUCUCCAGGGGUACCUGGAGAGUAUUAAAUUCUUCCUGAUUCCAGGGAUGCCUCCGAUAAAGUAUUUUCAGUUGAGGAGUUUGGAGGAUCUUAGUCUUUCCUCCUAUAUUCAACUUCUCAAGGAUGAAACUGGAGUUAUAUUCCACCUGCGGGCCUACGAGACCAAGUCCAUGUUGAUGAAGGAUGUGAGCCCUGACAACCUGUUCAAGAGGUUGGAGGAGUUGUUUGUGUGCGGAGUUCCAGGCAUUCUUCAGGAUAUUGUGAGGCAGAAAAUUGUGGAACAUCUGAUUUACAAUUUUGGUAGUCUACUCAAUGAGUGCUUAGAGAUCACAAGAACCUGUUUAUCUUUCCAGCUUCUAGCUGACCGACUUCAGACAGAACGGCCGGUGUUCCGUGGUAGUCCUGGUAUAGGAGGAGGAGCAGGAGGGCAGGAGGAGCAGGGUGCUAAUCAACCUCAAGGAUUAUCAAGUUCUACAAGGACCCCUCCUAAACUCUGUUCUUCUAAUCUUCGGUAUCUACCGCUCUUUCAACAACUUCUUAUUAUACUCAACAGUGAUGUCAAGGUUCUGGAUUUCUCUAAGAGUAGGGAUUUAUCGGAUACGGAGGAUACAUCAGAACUAUGUAGAAUGCUCUGGAAGAUAAUAGGAGAAAGAUGUGAAAAGCUGGAGAAACUCAUUCUGACUCGAGACCUGACAUACAGUUCGACACUAAACAACGUAAUAGUAAAAGGAUCCCGACUAACCCAUCUGACCCUGAAGAGAAAUGUACCGAACAAUAUUUUCUUAAACCUGGUCGGUCAGAGCUGUCCUUUACUGCAGGAGCUGGAUAUUGCUAGUGCCGAGGUAGUGAACGAUUUUGGGAUGGUUUGCCUGCUCUACACAGACCCAGAGCAACUUUUUCUCAAAUGCUGGAACAAGGAUAAAACUGUCGGGAAGGUUCGGCGGAGUAUGCGUGUGUUUCCUCAGCCCUAUUUUGACCGCCCAAUAUAUGACCAGAUGGAAAACUGUCCACGUGGACUCCGCCAUAGCUGUUCAUCCACAUUCCUUUACCUUAAGAGACUUUUCCACGAGGUGUUGAGAACAGGAGACUGGGAGAGAUUGCCCGUAGCUAAUAGUUUACGGAAACUGCGGCUAGAGAAUACAAAGGUUAAAGGAGACGGUGUAUCAGUAAUCCUGUCUUCCUGUCCUAACAUAUCUUCUCUAGGCUAUCUUGUUUUUGCAGCAGCAGGUCUGAAGCAGGUAUUUGGUUAUGAGGAAACUGCUGAAACCAAGCUGACCGAAAUCUUCUACCGUGGUCCAUCUGACCUCAAGCUCCACACUAUAUCAAACUGCUGUCCCGGACUCAAUACCCUCUUCCUCGGGAGCAACAAUCCUCGAUCUAUUAAUACAAGGAUAUUCUCAACCUGGAGAAGUUUGAACUAUCUCACUCUGGNGAUUUGA
This is a messenger RNA of Eurytemora carolleeae, 1673 nucleotides long. RefSeq lists its product as uncharacterized. The transcript is spliced from 13 exons. Bases 282 to 1673 code for a protein of 463 amino acids. NCBI's taxonomy places the organism in Eukaryota, Metazoa, Arthropoda, Copepoda, Calanoida, Temoridae. The record is from RefSeq and is a predicted model, not a curated record.